CCAGCUGAAGUCAGUUGCUCAGUUGUGUGUCAGAUAGCGUGCUGGAAUGAUCUGUGAAAGAUUUCUGAUCUAUAUGGUGGCUGGUGUGGUGCUUGGUGUAGCCAACGCCGAAGAUCUGGUCGUAGUUAAACGAUCCGAAUGGGGAGCCCGGCCGGCCACUGACGAUAUGAGACUUCUGGAAUUGCCGGCAGACCGUGUGGUGAUCGCCCACACGGCUAGCACGACCUGCAACGAUGAGACGAGCUGUAAGGAGCGGGUGCGCAACCUCCAGCGUUUCCAAAUGGUGACCGCACGCUUUGCGGACAUCGCUUAUCAUUAUCUAAUUGGCAAUGAUGGGCGUGUGUAUGAGGGAAGGAGUGCGACGAACCAAGGGGCUUUUGCAAUCGGUCACAAUGCUGGAAGUCUGGGCAUUGCUUUCAUAGGCUCCUUUAACGAGAAUGUGCCCACGGAUGAGGCACUGAAGGCUGCCCAGGACCUCAUUGCCGAAGCUGUGCGACUGGGACAACUCAAGGAGGAGUAUCAGCUGUAUGGUCAUCGUCAAUUGUCGCCCACUGUCAGUCCUGGUGAUGCUUUGUACGCCGUACUACAAAAAUGGCCCCACUGGCAGAGCACGUGAAGCAGAUAUCGGGAAGUCCAAAUUACUUGGCGUCUAUUAUAUACAGACAUAUGAACUAUCCGGUUUUUGAGACCCCUUCAACGUGAUUUUUGUGGUAUUAAUCGUCUUUUAAAUACGCUCACUUCAUUCUCGCAUCUGUACUUUCAAGAAUUCAUUUUUGUGGGUAUGAUCAAAUAAAAUCAUUUGAUAAAUUUUAAAAAAGGAA
Scaptodrosophila lebanonensis is the source of this 821-nucleotide messenger RNA. It is a transcript of the gene PGRP-SD, whose product is annotated as peptidoglycan-recognition protein SD. The record is from RefSeq and is a predicted model, not a curated record. Gene Ontology annotation, biological process: peptidoglycan catabolic process; innate immune response. The transcript has a single exon. NCBI's taxonomy places the organism in Eukaryota, Metazoa, Arthropoda, Insecta, Diptera, Drosophilidae. Gene Ontology annotation, molecular function: N-acetylmuramoyl-L-alanine amidase activity; peptidoglycan binding; zinc ion binding. Bases 47 to 616 code for a protein of 189 amino acids.